AUUUUUUUAUCAGCUGUUUCAAGUUAUUAUAUGGUCCACUGUCUAUUUCUUACUUUAUAUAAUAUAUGUCACUUCAAUUGCUCAAAUUAAGUCUUCUCCUUUUUGUUAACAGUAGUCUACAUGUUCUGUUAGCAAGGAGGCCUUUAAUUUUUAUUCUAGAAUUCGUUAUAACUUGUGCAAGCCACCUGCUCUCUUCUUGCAUGAUUUUGUGAUACAAUUAGAAACAGAGAAAGAGAAAAACUAUUCUUUGUGGUUGUGAAGAUGAGUUCAAAAAAUAGAGUAUACAUGCUCCUUAUUUUGCUUUUCUUCCAAAUUUUCUCUGUUUUCGGGCUCACAAAUGGUCCAGACGCUAUGGCUUUACAAGCUUUGAAGAGUGAAUGGACAAAGUUUCCUAAGAAUUGGGAAGGCUCUGAUCCUUGUGGAACCAAUUGGGUUGGAAUUACAUGUAGCAAUGACCGCAUUGUUUCAAUAUCAUUAGGCAACGCUUACUUGGAAGGAAAGCUUUCUGCCGAUAUUACGGCAUUGUCUGAAUUGCAGAUCUUGGAUUUAACAUCUAAUCCUAAUUUGACUGGACCGCUUCCAUCAAAUAUCGGUAACCUCAAGAAGUUGACUACCUUGAACCUUAUGGGAUGUGGUUUCAGUGGUCAAAUCCCUGAGUCCAUAGGAUCUUUGGAACAACUUACAACCCUCUCCCUAAAUUCAAAUAAAUUUAUUGGAACAAUUCCGGCUUCCAUUGGACGGUUAUCGAAACUGUUUUGGUUCGAUAUAGCUGAUAAUCAGAUCGAAGGAGCGCUUCCGGUUUCUAAUGGGACUUCUUCACCUGGACUUGACAUGCUUCUUCAAACUAAGCAUUUUCAUUUUGGAAAUAACAAGCUUUCCGGUGAUAUCCCAGAAAAACUCUUCAGCUCAAACAUGACUUUGCUACAUGUGUUAUUUGAUGGAAACCAAUUCACAGGAAAGAUACCGGACAGUCUCAGCCUCGUUAAGACGCUGACAGUGUUACGACUUGAUAGGAAUAAAUUAACUGGAGAUAUUCCUUCAAGUCUUAAUAAUCUCACAAUCCUUCAAGAACUGUACUUGGCCAAUAACAGAUUUACAGGCAGUCUUCCAAAUUUAACCAGCUUGACAAGUCUCUACACAUUAGAUGUGAGCAAUAACCAAUUGCAGUUCUCGCUUGUCCCAUCAUGGAUCUCCUCAUUACGGUCCUUGGCAACAUUAAGGAUGGAAGCGAUUCAACUUGAAGGUCCAAUACCAAUCUUCCUCUUCAGCCCUACUCAAUUACAGACUGUUGUCCUAAAACGCAAUCAGAUAAACGCAACAUUGGACUUUGGUACCAUCUAUAGCAACCAGUUGGAGUUUGUGGAUUUACAAUACAACUACAUAACUGAUUAUAAACCAUCAGCUAAUAAACGCAUUCAAGUAAUGUUGGCAGAUAAUCCUGUGUGCCAAGACCCGGCGAACCGGCUGAGUGAAUACUGCAAUGCAAUCCAACACAACACCUCAUUUUCUGCCCCUCAAAUAAAUUGUCCUCGAUGUGGUCAGGGCAAGGAGCCAAGUCCAGCGUGUCGCUGUGUGUAUCCAGUCACAGGAAUACUUACCUUCAGGUCUCCUUCUUUCUCAGGGUAUACCAACGAUACCAACUUUAACACGCUCCAUCAGGGGCUAGACGAAUUUUUUAAGAAUCCAAGUUAUCCAGUGGACUCUGUAGUCAUCAGAAACAUAAGAGAGAAUCCAACUGAUCAUCAUCUUCUAAUAGAUCUUUUGGUCUUUCCAUCGGAGAAAGAGACUUUUAAUGUGACGGGAAUGGAUAGUGUUAUAUCCGCUUUUAGCACGCAUACGUAUAAGCAACCUCCAAUAUUUGGCCCUUACAUUUUCAAAGCUGAUCAAUAUAGUCCAUUCUCUGGAGGUUCCAUGUCAGCAAACAAAGGCAUUAUCAUCGGAGCAGCGGUUGGUGGUGCGGUUCUUUUGUUGUUGUUAACAAUAGCUGGGAUUUACGCUCUUAGACAGAGGAAUAGAGCAGAUAGAGCAGCCGGUCGAAAUAAUCCUUUUGCUAAGUGGAAUAAGAGUAAGAGCAAUAUCGAUGCUCCACAGCUAAUGGGAGCAAAAGCGUUUACUUUUGACGAGCUUAAGAAAUGCACUGACAACUUUUCAAAAGCAAAUGAUGUUGGGGGUGGAGGUUAUGGCCAGGUGUACAAAGGAGUUCUUCCCUCUGGAGAACUCAUAGCAAUCAAAAGAGCUCAACAAGGAUCUUCGCAAGGAGAGUUGGAGUUUAAAACUGAGAUUGAACUUCUUUCUAGAGUUCAUCAUAAGAAUGUUGUCAAACUUUUGGGCUUCUGCUUUGAUAAAACUGAACAAAUGCUCGUAUACGAGUACAUCCCAAAUGGCUCUCUUACUGACAGCCUAUCAGGGAAGAGUGGAAUUACACUAGAUUGGACAACAAGGCUUAGAAUAAUACUUGGUUCUAGCAAAGGUUUGGCUUAUCUUCAUGAAAAUGCUGAUCCUCCAAUUAUACACAGAGAUAUAAAAUCAAAUAACAUAUUACUUAAUGAAAGUCUAACUGCAAAGGUUGCGGACUUCGGUCUUUCCAAACUUGUGGGAGACCCUGAAAAAGUUCAUGUGACAACACAAGUGAAAGGAACAUUGGUGAGUAGAGAAUAAAUCAUCCUCCUAUCUUUCUUUCUUAGAUACAUUUGAACUUAUCAUUUCUCUGGAACUAGGGGUACCUUGAUCCUGAGUAC
Arabidopsis arenosa is the source of this 2738-nucleotide messenger RNA. NCBI's taxonomy places the organism in Eukaryota, Viridiplantae, Streptophyta, Magnoliopsida, Brassicales, Brassicaceae. The record is from the annotation of a GenBank genome assembly.